Messenger RNA from Ramularia collo-cygni, 1719 nucleotides. RefSeq lists its product as uncharacterized. Bases 1 to 1719 code for a protein of 572 amino acids. Gene Ontology annotation, molecular function: DNA-binding transcription factor activity, RNA polymerase II-specific; RNA polymerase II transcription regulatory region sequence-specific DNA binding. The transcript is spliced from 4 exons. Gene Ontology annotation, biological process: regulation of transcription by RNA polymerase II. Lineage: Eukaryota; Fungi; Ascomycota; Dothideomycetes; Mycosphaerellales; Mycosphaerellaceae. The record is from RefSeq and is a predicted model, not a curated record.
AUGAUUGACAACAGGCUCAGAGUGCCACCAUCGCCGCCUUAUUCUCCGCGCAUGUCAGAUUCCGUCAGGACGGCUGAGCAUUAUAGCCAGCAAGCUACUCUGGUACACGCAAGGCCUGAGUACCGUCAGUGUCGAGAGAGCGCGAUUGCUGGCGCAGGAUACUCAGACGAUGUAAGCGCUUACUCUCACGAUCCGACUGAGGCUUCUCUGCGACCAUACAAGACCUUCAACUACUCACCUGGGUCAUCUGGCGGUCCUUGUUCCCAAUACAACAUUGAUCCAUACACUCAAGUUCAACUUGGUAGUCGUCAAAAAUCGAAAUCGUCUCAAGCACUGCGCCAUAUGGGCUCUACAGAUGUUCGCUCUGCGGCUCAUGGCAUUUCCACGUCUGCGAGUCCGGUUGAUCGACUGACGCCUCACUCGCCGGACAACAGUGUCCAUGAUCAGCAGGACGACGACGAUUUGAUCGAUUCUGCAGGAGAGGAUCAAGAUGAAGGGUCGGAAAAGAUCCAAAUGACUGCAGCAGAACUGCGAGCACACAAGCGGAAGAUGAAGCGAUUCAGACUGACGCACAGCCAAACUCGCUUCCUGAUGAGUGAAUUUGCUCGUCAAGCACAUCCAGACGCUGGUCAUCGUGAACGACUCGCACGCGAGAUUCCUGGAUUGAGCGCCCGUCAAGUUCAAGUAUGGUUUCAGAACCGAAGGGCAAAGCUCAAACGGCAUACUACAGACGAUCAGGCUCGCAUGAUGAGAUCGAGAGCCCUGCCGGAUGAUUUCGACACCACCCAAGCCCUCCAUUCGCCUUUUGGUGCUCAGCCGCCGAUUAUGAGCGCUUCGACUUCCUCCUUGGGUUCAUUUUCGACUUACGGCGACCACGCAAGCAUUCGACCUUUGGCUCUAGACACAACACGCGCGCUUGUUGAGUACGAUCAGUACAACUCAUCAUACGCCAGUCCCACGGGCGUGAGUCCUGCAUUGGGAGCAUUUGCAUUCACACCUCCACACUCGUCAUCUGGACACAUCUCGCCUGGGUCGUCUCACAGCAUGCCACCGUAUGCGAUGCAACAUCAAGCGGCAUACGAAAGCUCCAGGCGCGGUGCAAUUGGUCUUCCAGCUCUGGAAACUGGUUACGGUCCAAUGAACAAUCUACAACGUGCUCCACCGCACGAACAAAUCACCAGGACAUCUAGCGAAACUACCAGCUCUCCACUUCCAACGAGUGUAUCCCAUCCAAACAUCCAAUCACACAUGUUUCCGGAUCGCUCCUCUUCAUUCUCAGGGCACAUGGCCUACGAUCACCAGCGUUCACACCCUCCAAGGAGUCUGGGGAUGACGGAUUCAGAUCCAUAUCGCUCAAGCUAUACGUACGCGGCGCCUCAGACCUACUCCUCAAAUGAGUCGCAACAUCGACCGACGUCAGGACAGCAUGCAACGAACAUGGACCACUUCCGACGAGCUCCUGUGGGGAUUACGUAUGGCCACUAUGCGCCCCAAAACUACACCUCUGCUCCCUACCAGAACUACGCCACACCAUAUGCYCCACGCGACGUUCACAAUACCUAUGCUCAGGAAUCUCAUAGAGAGACGCUGGCCCACACUCAGCAGGCACAUACUCAGCUUGAUGGAAUGCAUGGAGCGGAUCGGGCAUUCGCGCUGCCUGUUACUACCCAAGUUACGGAGACUUCCGGCAGCACGUCUAUCAUGCCACCGUCGUAUUGA